UCAUUCUUUGUACGACUUACUUAAAAUUCUCCGGGGACAUACCACACAAAGAUGGAAAAACGCAGACUGGACUGUGUCGGUCUACCCCCAGGCUGGAAACGCGAAGAGGUUGUCAGAAAAUCGGGACUUUCUGCCGGGAAAACUGAUGUUUAUUAUAUAAGCCCAGAUGGUAAAAAGAUUCGAAGCAAACCCCAGUUGGCUAGACAGCUAGGAGAACAAUUUGAUCUCAGUGCAUUUGACUUCCGCAGUGGUAGAAUUAACCACAGUCAGCUGAGAAAAAGUAAGCGCCCUCAAGGACCCUAUGACUUCACCAGAGGAAUGAGGCACGACAGUAGCUUAGUAUUACCUAUACGUCAGACUGCCUCCAUCUUUAAACAGCCAGUCACUGUGAUCCACAGGCAGGAGAGCAAGACAAAGUCCGAGCUCAAACAUGGGCCUCAGGAUCCUCCCAAACAGUUAUUUUGGGAGAAGCGACUACAAGGCAUUCAGGCCUGUGAUAGCCAAGAAGAGGUAAUCAAAGCACUGGACCUACCCAGAAAUGUACAAGGAGUAGGGCCUGAGCUGACAACUGAGAACAUCUUACAGAGUAUAUCAGCAGCUCUACACAUCAGCAGCAGCCCCGUCGUAGGCCAGGGCAACAAUCGAGCGACAGUGGCCAAAAAUCCCGGGGUCAACAUCGACGUGUAUCAGCCACACAUACAGCAAGUAAUAGUGUCAGAAGAUGACAUUCGUAGACAAGAAGUGAAAGUGAUUGAGGCCAGAAGAAAGCUACAGGAUGCGAUAAAGGGAAUUAUGUAGCAGGUUUCCAAAAUACAGUCCGCCAUUGUCACAUGAAAGCCCAGUAGAUCUGAGACUAGAUAAUGCACGUGUCAUUAGUGUUUCUGUUGUCGUAUUCAUUUUACCUUGAUUAUAAUUGAUCAUGUAAUUCAAUUUUUUUAUCAAAUUAGAAAUAAAAUUUCAUUGAUGCUGUGCGUGUGUGAAAGAUUUCCCUCCCAAAAAUCAUUUGUAAUAUUUAUUGAAAAUAAAAUUGAGUUUUAAUUUAAAA
Messenger RNA from Magallana angulata, 1045 nucleotides. RefSeq names its product methyl-CpG-binding domain protein 2-like. The coding region runs from base 52 to 798 and encodes 248 amino acids. The record is from RefSeq and is a predicted model, not a curated record. Gene Ontology annotation, molecular function: DNA binding. Lineage: Eukaryota; Metazoa; Mollusca; Bivalvia; Ostreida; Ostreidae. The transcript is spliced from 6 exons.